Molecule: messenger RNA, 2745 nt
Organism: Humulus lupulus (European hop)
Lineage: Eukaryota; Viridiplantae; Streptophyta; Magnoliopsida; Rosales; Cannabaceae
Exons: 5
Coding region: 1-2745 (914 amino acids)
Biological process (GO): telomere maintenance; DNA repair
Molecular function (GO): DNA helicase activity
Source: RefSeq, a predicted model, not a curated record
AUGGACGCUAUUCAUCGCGGUGAUUCAAAUUGCUCAAAAGUGGGGAAAUCAAUUAUUUUGCCUUCGUCACAGACUGGGGGACCACGAUAUAGAGUACAAAAUUAUCAAGAUGCUAUGGCAAUUUGUAAAUGGGCAGGAUAUCCUGAUUUAUUUCUUACUUUCACUUGCAACCCAAAGUGGCCAGAAAUAAAUGAUAUGAUCCAUUUAAUAGGCCAAAAAGAUGAUAACAAUCGGGUCGAUAUCAUAUGCAGAGUAUUUGAGAUAAAGCUAUUCCAACUAAUGCACGAUCUGAAAAAAGAACAACCGUUUGGAAAGAUAAUCGCAUGUAUAUACACAAUUGAGUUCCAAAAAAGAGGACUGCCUCAUGCACACAUACUACUUUUCUUGCAUUCGACAUUGAAAAAUCCUUCAGCAGACCAUAUUGAUAAUAUAAUAAGCGCGGAAAUCCCGGACUUAAAUGUUGAUCCUGAUGGUUAUAAUGCCGUCAAUAAAUUUAUGAUUCAUGGACCUUGUGGAAAACUUAAUUCAAACUCUCCAUGUAUGAUGCACGAUAGGAAUUUGGUUGUCAAAUUUGAUGCACAUAUUAAUGUCGAGGUUUGCAAAUACUCUAGAUCAGUCAAGUACCUUUUCAAAUAUGUUCAUAAAGGGUCUGACAGAACUACUGCAACAAUGGAAUCUAUUGACACUGCCAAAGAAAUAGAUGAGAUAAAAACAUAUUUGGAUUGCAGAUAUAUCUCAGCAACUGAAGCUUGCUGGAGAAUAUUCCAAUUUGACAUACAUUACAGACAACCAGCAGUUGAAAGAUUACCAUUCCAUUUACCUGGAGAGCACACAGUAAUAUUCGAAGAAAACAAAUGUGUUGAAAAUGUUGUUUGCAUACCUGGAAUAGAAAAAACAAAGUUCACUCAAUGGUUGGAGGCAAACAAGAAUUAUGAUGAUGAACGAGAGCUAACUUAUUCGGAUUUCCCUAUAAGUUGGGUUUGGAAUUCAAAGGAGAAAACAUGGACUAGGAGGAAAAAUGGAUUGGCAAUUGGAAGAAUUUACUUCGCGCAUCCUUCGACUGGAGAACGCUUCUAUUUGAGAAUGUUGUUAAAUUUUGUCAAAGGGAGCACUUCUUAUGAAAGUAUUAGAACAAUAAAUGGGGUGACAUAUCCUAAUUUUAAAAGCGCAUGCUAUGCUUUGGGAUUGUUAGACGAUGAGAAAGAGUGGAUAAAUUGCUUGACUGAAGCUGCAAUAUGGGCAACUGGAAAAGAAUUAAGACAUAUUUUCGUCACGAUACUCAUUCACUGUCAGGUUUCUGAUGCAUCACAACUUUGGAAAUCUAAUUAUAUUGCAUUGUCAGAAGACAUAACUUCAUUGCAAAGGAAGAGAUUUAGAAUGAAUGAUCUUAAGUUAGCUGAACAACAAGUUGAAGCAUACACAUUGUUCAAGAUUGAAAGUAUCAUGCUGAAGAUGGGAAAAAGUUUGAAAGAUAUAGAUGGAAUGCCCCUGCCUAAUCCAUCUUUGAUAAGAGACUAUAGGGUAAUAGAUUGGACAGCUCAUUCACGAUUUCAUAUUCCCUUGAAUGUUACAGCAGAGUCGACUUGUGAAAUUCGACAAGGUACCCUACUAGCUGGACUUCUUGUGAAAACUUCUUUGAUCAUUUGGGAUGAAGCACCUAUGGCAAAUAAGUUCUGCUUUGAAGCUUUGGAUAAGACCUUAAGAGAUAUUCUAAGAACAAGGUUUGAAAAUAGCUCUAACAAACCUUUUGGAGGACUUACAAUAAUGUGUGGUGGUGAUUUCCGACAAAUAUUACUAGUUGUCCCAAAAGGUACAAGAGCUGGUAUUGUUGAUGCUUCUCUUAACUCAUCAUAUUUGUGGCCAUUUUUCAAAAUAUAUGAGCUCAACAAAAAUAUGAGGCUAUAUAAUGGAAGCUUGACUGGUUUUGAGGCUGCUAAAAUAGCUUCUUUUGACAAAUGGAUGUUGCAGAUUAGAGAUGGUUCAUUAUAUGAUGACAUUGAUAGACAAUUAAUUAAGCUUCCUUCUGAUAUCGCCCUAAAUCCAUCUCAAGAUCCAAUGAAAUCCAUAAUUAAAGUUAUCUACCCAUCACUUUUACAAAAGUACAACGAUCCUACAUAUUUGACAGAAAGAGCAAUAUUAACACCAAAAAAUGAAAUGGUCUAUGAACUAAAUGAGAUGAUUAUGAAUAUUAUACCAGGUGAAGGGAGUACAUAUUUUAGCUCAGACAGUAUAUGCAAAGCAAGUGUAAAGACAAAUGAUGGAGAUCUUUUGUAUCCAGCUGAAUUUUUGCAUGGUUUGAAAUUUAAUGGCAUCCCUAAUCAUGAGAUGCGACUUAAGGAAGGUGCUCCUGUAAUGCUCCUUAGAAAUCUAAAUCAAACAGAAGGCCUAUGCAAUGGCACAAGAUUGAUUAUCAGGCAUCUUGGUAAAUGGUCCAUUAGAGGCGACAUAAUUUCUGGAACAAAUAUUGGUGAAAAUGUCACAAUUCCAAGAAUUAUCAUGUCUCCCAAUGAAUCAAGAUGGCCAUUCAAGCUUAAUAAACGACAACUUCCCUUGGCACCAUGUUUUGCCAUGACAAUCAACAAAAGCCAAGGACAAUCUCUUAAACAUGUUGGCUUGUACCUCCCUAAGCAAGUAUUCACCCACGGUCAAUUAUAUGUUGCUGUGUCCCGAGUUACCACAAGAGAAGGAUUGAUCAUACUAAAUGCUGAUGAUGAGUCUCCUUAUUCAUGUCCUUCAAAUUCUUAG